UCAACAUGUGGGGUUCAAUCAUUUUUGGUCAUUGUUCUAAAACUCUUCUCAAAAUCAGCUAAAUUUCCAUUCUUUCACAAAGGGACGGAGAAAAGUAGAGCUCGGGCGAGGAAGAAAGGGAUUUUCAUCACUCUGACGAUUUGAAAACAAAAGAUUGUAGAGAAAGAAGGGUAUUCGAGAUGAGUGGUUCCAAGAUGGCAGGGACUUCAGCUCCAACUGUUCGUCGGGAUCCAUAUGAGGUGCUUUCUGUUUCUAGAGAUUCAACUGACCAGGAGAUUAAAACCGCUUAUAGGAAACUAGCUCUUAAGUAUCAUCCUGAUAAAAAUGUGAGUAAUCCGGAGGCUUCAGAACUCUUCAAGGAGGUAGCUUUUUCUUAUAGCAUUCUAUCUGAUCCGGAGAAGAGAAGGCAAUAUGAUAAUGCUGGGUUUGAGGCUUUGGAAGCCGAUGGAAUGGACAUGGAGAUUGACCUCUCUAACCUUGGAACGGUUAAUACCAUGUUUGCAGCAUUAUUCAGCAAGCUUGGUGUCCCUAUCAAGACAACCAUAUCUGCUAAUGUUCUUGAAGAAGCCUUGAAUGGAACUGUUACAGUCAGACCUCUUCCCUUAGGAACGUCAAUUAGUGGAAAGGUGGAAAAGCAAUCUGCUCAUUUUUUUGGUGUAACUAUCAGUGAGGAACAAGCUGAGGCAGGGGUUGUGGUUAGAGUCACUUCAGCUGCACAAAGCAAAUUCAAGUUACUUUAUUUUGAACAAGAUGUUAAUGCGGGUUAUGGUCUAGCAUUACAGGAAGAUAGCGAGAAAACGGGCAAGGUGACAUCUGCUGGAAUGUACUUCUUGCAUUUUCAGGUCUAUAGAAUGGAUUCCACCUUAAAUGCGUUAGCAAUGGCCAAGGACCCUGAAUCCGCUUUCUUCAAACGGUUGGAAGGCCUUCAACCUUGCGAGGUUUCACAACUAAAAUCUGGCACCCAUAUAUUUGCCGUUUAUGGGGACAACUUUUUUAAAACUGCUAGUUACACAAUCGAGGCUGUUUGUGCAAAGACUUACGAGGACACCACUGAAAAACUGAAAGAUAUCGAGUCUCAAAUUUUAAGGAAGAGAAAUGAUCUACGUCAGUUUGAGACUGAGUACAGAAAGGCACUGGCUCGGUUUCAAGAAGUAACAAACCGGUACAGCCAGGAAAAGCAAGCUGUUGAUGAGCUGCUUAAACAGAGAGAUGGCAUUCAUUCUUCAUUUACAAUAACUAGAGCAGUUAUCAACAGUGGAGGAAGUGGAGUUCAUGUUAACAAUGGCAGCAGUAGUAAAAGUGUUGGGGAGGAAGUGAAGGUUGAGAGCAGCCCCGGGGAUGAUGGAAGCUCGGAUGGGAAGGAGAAACCGUCGAAGAAGAAAUGGUUCAACCUUAAUAUGAACAAAUCAGAUAAAAAGACUUAAAAGUUGGCAAUAUUAUUUGUGAUAUUUGAAGAACAUUGUGAGAUAUGUAUUAGAACAUAUACAAUAGUAGUACAAGGGGUUAUACAUUUCAUUCUUAUAUUGCUUCAUUUUUGAAGUUCAGAUUUGUUUGUAAAAACAGUUGAAUUUUUUAUUUUUAUUUUUUUUCCCUAAGAUA
Impatiens glandulifera is the source of this 1599-nucleotide messenger RNA. Its product is annotated as chaperone protein dnaJ 15-like. NCBI's taxonomy places the organism in Eukaryota, Viridiplantae, Streptophyta, Magnoliopsida, Ericales, Balsaminaceae. The transcript is spliced from 12 exons. The record is from RefSeq and is a predicted model, not a curated record. The coding region runs from base 180 to 1424 and encodes 414 amino acids.